Molecule: messenger RNA, 1671 nt
Organism: Mus musculus (house mouse)
Lineage: Eukaryota; Metazoa; Chordata; Mammalia; Rodentia; Muridae
Product: predicted gene 8206
Exons: 5
Coding region: 1-612 (203 amino acids)
Source: RefSeq, marked validated
AUGUCGGAAGCCAGAGAACUCCGUGUCCCUGCGCUCCGUCGGUCACCAGGCGCGGGCCGGCAUGAUGGAGCCGCAGCAUGUGCACCAUGUGCUUGGAGCCCAGAGCCCAGCCUGGGAGGAACUGGAUCUGCUAGAAAUACUUCAACCCAAAAGUCCAAAAUCACUAAGCAGAAAUCAAAUAUAAAUGAACUACAAGGAUUGAAUUUGGAUAUGAGGAAGAUCAGUAAUGACAUGGAGGAAAUGUGUGGAAUCCUGGACCUUUACAUGUAUGAGGAUUUGAACUACAGGAUGAACACUGAAUUCAACAUCAUUAAAUCACAACAUGAGAAGACAAUGUUGGAUAUGAAUAAAAUGAUCCAGUCCAUAAUUGGUUCCAUGCAGUACUCCAAGGAACUGAUAGAAGAUAACUAUUCCUACAGCAUUAAGGAGGACCACCUCCUCCAUGAGUGCACUCAACUCAACAAAAAAGUAAGGAUAUUACUGAAUGAGAACAGAAGGCUGCUGGUGGAGCAGGCUGGCCAUAAGUGUCCUGUGGGGAAGAAAAGAGGUUCUCUGAUGAGGCCAGCAAGAACAUCUGUGUCCCAAGUGCCAAGGAACAGCAGUGUGAAAUAGGCCAGCAGAAAGCAGAACAUGGCACAGACCACGACAUGAUCUCCCUCAAAGAGAAGUGCUGGAGGAAGAGCACUGAGUGUGCACAGGAAAUACACCACUGUUGCCUCUCAUCCCUAAUAACCAUGGCUGUAAUGGGCUGUAUGCUCCUCCUUUAUUUUGUUUCUUUGGUAUGAACAGGCCUUAAUUUCAUGUAGCCUCUGGCCCAGGAAGAGUGCACAUUUAAAGGGACUCAGAGAAUUGCUGAGACACAUCAAGAGCUGCUGGGCAUCCAGGAAGAUUCUGAGAGUUUAAAUUUAUCUUUUCCUGAUGGGUCAUCAUCAAUAAUUACAUGGAGAUCAGUCAACAAAAUUGUAAAACCUUGGAUCCAAGUCUACAACAUGUGUUCUGCUUUGACUUGGGAGGCCAUAUCCUUCAGACCCACACUCCAAAAGGAGAGUGUUGCUUAAAUUUCUCCUGCAAAGUUUGUUACCUCCAGGAACUGCUUUUCUGCUAAGUUGCCAAGGACAGCCACAGGCUGUAAGGCUGUGCUACAAAAUGAGCAGACUAAGAAUUUUGCUUUGCACAAUUUUUGUGGUUUGAUUUGGUUUGAGUUUUGAUUAGUUUAGUUACUUGGUUUUUCUUGUUUUCAUUCAAAGUUUUGUUAUUUAUUGGUUAUUUAUUGUUCUUGUAAUUAAUUUGAUAUUUUGAUAAGGUUAUACACAGUACAUAUUGACUGUCAGCUUUCAGUUACAAUUGAGUACAUUGCAUUUUUUCUUAUGACUAACACAGUGAUCUCCAACUCUUCACUCUAAGAGCCUUGUUAUUUCAGGUGUGAUCAUGAAAUCCCACAGAUAUCAGACCCAGAUGGAUCUCUGCAUUUUUGAUGGGACUUGGGCUCCAUAGUUUCUUCUGAGCCAGACUGAACUACAAACUCCUUCAUACAUUCAGUAUGGAGAGUUUUUCUAACUGUCUGUAUAGGAACUUAAUGAUGGAAAACUUACCCAUGCUGCAUCGUUGCUGUCAAAUAUUUAGCUACUGUGAAAAUACUGUGGAUGAUGGUGUUGAACGCAUUAAUGGCAA